Molecule: messenger RNA, 1320 nt
Organism: Penicillium alfredii
Lineage: Eukaryota; Fungi; Ascomycota; Eurotiomycetes; Eurotiales; Aspergillaceae
Product: pepsin-like aspartic protease
Exons: 2
Coding region: 1-1320 (439 amino acids)
Biological process (GO): proteolysis
Molecular function (GO): aspartic-type endopeptidase activity
Source: RefSeq, a predicted model, not a curated record
AUGUCUAUCCUCAAAUCGCUCAAAUCUAAAAUCUCUCGCGAGUCGCCCAGGGCGACCAAAGUCCCCAUCACCCCCAACCCUCAGUACCAGAGGUCCGGCACCAAGUCGUACGUGCACACAAUGCGCAAGUAUCGCUUCCGCCCAACUAAGCCCGGCCCAUAUUUCCUCGGCGAGGGCACACGAGAGACUGGUCGGCCUUGUGCCGCGAAGGCCAUCGGGGGCCAUGCGUACAUGCGGCAGGUCGUGCACAAGAGGAACGCCGACAACAACCGGGUCGGAGAGGUCGAUGCGGAAGAUGUGCAGAAUGACUCGAUGUAUCUGGCGCAGGUGGGAAUUGGCACGCCGGCGCAGACGCUGCGGCUGGAUUUUGAUACGGGGUCGGCGGAUCUUUGGCUCUUCUUUGAACAGGUCUGGUCGACCAGGAUGCCAUCGGUGACCUUGUCGCAGCAUAGGAACCACACCGUCUUCGAUCCAUCCAAGUCGAGUUCGUUCCGGGGAAAAAACGACUCGGCGUGGCGCAUCUCCUACGGGGAUAGAUCAUCUGCGUCUGGCACUGUCGGCAACGACAACAUCGACGUUGGAGGUCUCAUAGUCAAGGGCCAGGCUGUCGAGCUGGCGGAGACGCUAUCAGCGCAGUUCACGCGCGGCGCCGGGGAUGGGCUGCUGGGACUAGCCUUCAGCAACAUCAACACGGUGAAGCCACAGGCAGUGCGCACGCCCAUCGAGAACAUGAUCUCGCAGUCCGACAUCCCCAAAUCGGCGGCGCUGUUCACCGCGAAGCUCGGGUCGUGGCGCGACGCCGACGAGCCCGACCACGGCGAGUCUUUCUACACGUUUGGAUUUAUCGACGCGGACACAGUGGCCGCAUCUGGCGAGAAGAUGUAUUACACGCCCGUUGAUAACAGUCUCGGGUUCUGGAUGUUUGAGUCGUCCUCGGCUUCGCUGAAUGGCAAGACCAUCUCGCGGACUGGGAAUAGGGCUAUUGCUGAUACGGGCACCACCUUGGCUCUGGUCGAUGAUCAUAUGUGUCGGAUUCUCUACGAUGCUAUUUAUGGCGCUUACUAUGACGAUGAUAGUCAGGGAUACUUGUAUCCGGCGGACACGCCGCUAAAUCGGUUGCCUGUUGUGUCCUUUGCCGUGGGCGACAAGCAGUUUGUCGUGCAGAAGGAGGACUUGGGGUUUGCGCAGGCGAAGCCGGGGUAUGUGUAUGGGGGGAUUCAGAGUCGGGGCUCGAUGACGAUGGAUAUUCUUGGGGGAACUUUCCUUAAGGCUGUUUACGCUGUGAGUCUUACUCUGAGGAUCGGUUGUGGCGCUGGCUGA